Messenger RNA from Cyprinus carpio (common carp), 1727 nucleotides. Its product is annotated as mitogen-activated protein kinase 1-like. NCBI's taxonomy places the organism in Eukaryota, Metazoa, Chordata, Actinopteri, Cypriniformes, Cyprinidae. Gene Ontology annotation, cellular component: nucleus; cytoplasm. The record is from RefSeq and is a predicted model, not a curated record. Bases 229 to 1338 code for a protein of 369 amino acids. The transcript has 9 exons. Gene Ontology annotation, molecular function: MAP kinase activity; ATP binding. Gene Ontology annotation, biological process: protein phosphorylation; intracellular signal transduction.
CAGUCAGUCUCAGCACGCGCAGCUUACUAUCACUACAUGCCAGUCAACAACACUUUCCUUUCACUCCGACGCGAAGACUUCGGUUUAGUUUAGUUUAACCACGUCGCUUAUACUUCCACCCGCGGUGUUUUUUUAUUCAACCUAAAAGCUUUUCCCGAGCUUCAUAAGCUGCUUUGGGUAAGAAAAGCUCGUUUGUUGUGCGUGUAAAGGCAGCUCAGUUUCUCAGCAAUGGCGACAGCUGCGGUAUCUGCCCCUGCUGGCGGCGGCCCGAACCCCGGAUCCGGUGCCGAGAUGGUCCGCGGUCAGGCUUUCGACGUCGGGCCGCGCUACAGCAACCUCUCGUACAUCGGAGAAGGCGCAUACGGCAUGGUUUGCUCGGCGUAUAAGUGUGAUAAUAAAGUGCGUGUGGCGAUAAAGAAAAUCAGUCCGUUUGAGCACCAGACAUACUGUCAGCGCACACUCCGUGAGAUUAAAAUCCUGCUCCGCUUCAAGCACGAGAACAUCAUCGGCAUCAACGACAUCAUCCGCACCCCCACCAUCGACCAGAUGAAAGACGUCUACAUUGUACAGGAUCUGAUGGAGACGGACUUGUACAAGCUGUUGAAGACGCAGCACUUGAGCAAUGACCACAUCUGUUACUUCCUGUACCAGAUCUUGCGUGGCCUGAAGUACAUCCACUCGGCAAACGUUCUCCACAGAGACCUGAAGCCAUCUAACCUGUUACUCAACACUACUUGCGAUCUCAAGAUCUGUGAUUUUGGGCUCGCCCGGGUGGCCGAUCCAGACCAUGACCACACCGGCUUCCUGACGGAGUAUGUAGCCACACGUUGGUACCGCGCACCAGAGAUUAUGCUCAAUUCUAAGGGUUACACUAAGUCCAUUGAUAUAUGGUCGGUCGGUUGUAUUCUGGCUGAGAUGCUUUCGAAUCGACCCAUCUUUCCUGAAAAACAAUAUCUACAACAUCAAAAACACAUCAUAGGUAUUUUGGGCUCGCCCUCUCAGGAGGAUCUCAAUUGCAUUAUCAACAUUAAGGCGAGAAAUUACCUGCUGUCACUUCCUCUCCGCUGCAAAGUGCCCUGGAACCGCCUGUUUCCUAACGCCGACCCUAAAGCGUUGGACCUGUUGGAUAAGAUGUUGACCUUUAACCCUCAUAAGAGGAUUGAGGUGGAGGAGGCGCUGGCUCACCCGUACCUGGAGCAGUACUAUGACCCCACAGAUGAGCCUGUUGCCGAGGCUCCGUUUAAGUUCGAUAUGGAGCUAGAUGACUUGCCCAAAGAGACUUUGAAAGAACUGAUCUUUGAAGAAACUGCACGCUUCCAGCCAGGCUACAGACCAUAGCCUAUCGCACAGGUGUGUUGGUCUGGAUUCGAUCAUGCUGAUGCUUCUGUCUCCACUCCACUGUGCGCUGUAGUCCUCUUUUGGUCUUCAUCGCCAUCAUCAUCAUCACCAUCGAUAACUCCUCCUCCUCCUAAACUCCAAAACUACAGGCAGCCCUCAAAGUUCAUCUGACCCCAGCUGAGAACAUGCACUCCUGCUCCACUCCUUCAGUCUCAUUACAAUGAAAGCGCAGAGCUUCUCUCACACUCGCACUCUCUCUUCCUGCCCAUCUGUGUGAAAGCUUGCCCGCGUGUGUUUGUGGUCAACACCUCGUCAAGGUUUCUGAUUCCGAUGAACCCUUUUUCUCUCAGCCUCCUGAUACACUUCAGUAAAAACCGUCUAUGAUUGUG